AUGCAGAGUUCAUAGUCCCAGUACACUCACACAAUAAUGCCUUGGAGUUUUCUGCCCUUACCAAGAUCAAGUUCAGCACAGACCUACAGCAACCGGAAGUUCCGUAUCAUGACUUGCUUAUUAAGUCCGCCAUUUUGCGCUUGCGCAUCAGCCGGCAAAAACGGAAAUUACGUCGCAAAAUGAAACUUCCACUGAAUGUGACAUUCUACUUAAUGGAGGCAACAGAUCAACUGGGAACAAAUGAACAGCUUUCAACGGCGUCGACAAUACACUCCUUUACUGUAAAUACCUUAAAAUCCAGAAACAUUGAAGUAGACAUACAACCACAGUUGCUCUCUUACCUCGUAGAUUCAGACAAUAAAAUUGUGACAGUUGGUCUGAGGAUUGAAGAAUCCUCUUCAGCGGAGAAGGCAGGUGGGAAUUCCAAGACCAAAUUGAAAAGUUCUGUACAUAACAAAACUGAUAUCUCCUCACAGGAAAAUAAUGCCGUCUAUGUCGAUUUCGAGGAGAUCGGGUGGAGUGACUGGGUGCUGUUCCCCACCGGCUACACCGCUCACUAUUGCAAAGGAGGCUGCCCCGAAAGGUACAAGAUCGCCAGCACUUUCACCAAUAUCAAAAGUAUUUUACACGAACGACACCCGGAGACUGUUCCGGAGCCCGUCUGCGCCCCCACUGACUACAGCUCCUUAGUCAUGAUGAUACACAACAACGGAGAAAUCAGAAGCAUUGAGUAUCCAGGGAUGGUGGUUACUGGCUGCCGGUGUCAUUAG
Messenger RNA from Candidula unifasciata, 770 nucleotides. The record is from the annotation of a GenBank genome assembly. NCBI's taxonomy places the organism in Eukaryota, Metazoa, Mollusca, Gastropoda, Stylommatophora, Geomitridae.